Molecule: messenger RNA, 927 nt
Organism: Paramecium primaurelia
Lineage: Eukaryota; Ciliophora; Oligohymenophorea; Peniculida; Parameciidae
Source: the annotation of a GenBank genome assembly
AUGAAUAACUACAAACUCAUAAAAACAUAGUCGAACAAUAACACUAAUGGUGAAGAUGAAUCUACAAGACAUCUAAGUGAGUUAGUAGAUACCAAAAUAUGCUCAAUUAAAGUGGCAUCAACUACUCCUAUUAAUUUUCUAAGCCUUAGAGAGAGAUAUGGGUAGUUAUCAGAUUAAUAUCCAUUGCCAAUUAAAUUCUAAUAAUUAUUAUAAACAAUGAGAAAUAUUGAAUAAACAUAUUGGAAAAAGAGAAAACCCCUAGUAUAUGAUAUCAAAACUAAUGCCAUUAAAAUAUUAUAAAUUGGAUAAUUGUUAAAACUUGAUAAAGAUUUAUAUGAGAUAAAAAUUGUAAAUAAAUCAAUUGAACUUAUAUUAAAUGACAUUCCUAUUGAAAAUUUACCAUAAUUUUAGCCAUUUUAAAGUAAGCUACCUGCAAUAUUUGAAAAUAGAAUUUCUUCAAUUAGAAAUAAAUUAGAUCAUUUAGUAUAAGAAGCACAUGAAAAUUAUUUAAAUUUAAUUGGAGAAUAAAGUUUUCUUGAAAAUUCUAAAGAAUUUAAGAUUUAUUAUUCUACUUUUGAUAUGAAUCUAGUAAAAGAUAUCUCUCCUAUAUAAUUACCAUUUCAAAUAUAUUCUGAUGAACAGAGAGAUUAAAUUAAAUAAAUUGUUGGAAUAACGAUAAAGUAUUUCAAUUAAAGAUCAGUAUCAUUUGUUUUCUAUAAUAAUUUAAUACAACAUUUACUGAAUAAAAUACCUAUGAAUAAAGAAAUUAUGGAGAAAUCAUUAAUGUUUUUGAUUAAAAUUCAGCCAGAUUUUUUGUAGAUUACUAAUUUAAAGAAAGAGUAAAUGAAAAAUAAAUGGAUAGUUUAGAUUAAUAAAUUCUGCACAGAAUAAAAAUAGUUUGAAUCGCUGAAGACGUAUUUCUAUUGA